Molecule: messenger RNA, 1485 nt
Organism: Pyricularia pennisetigena
Lineage: Eukaryota; Fungi; Ascomycota; Sordariomycetes; Magnaporthales; Pyriculariaceae
Exons: 1
Coding region: 1-1485 (494 amino acids)
Molecular function (GO): protein binding
Source: RefSeq, a predicted model, not a curated record
AUGGAGACGCAGGCAGUUCUCCCACAGACGUCUCUAUCGGAACUUCCGAAUGAACUGCUGUCCCACAUCCUAGGCUUCCUCGACUCUCGUCCACUUUCCGAGAGCCGUCUACAUGAUGUAACACCGCCUUAUGGUAAACAUGGUCGCGUCGACAGUGCAGCGCUCAAGAGUUGCUCGCUGGUCAACAGACGCUGGCGUGCCGCUGUCCUGCCCCUACUAUUUCGCCACGUUCAAUGGCCCGUCGCCCGCGAAGUACUCCUCGGCCUCGAAGACGACGGCGACCCUGUGGCUUCCAUUCCUACACUUGACUUCAUCCGCUCCCAUAACCUCCAAUACCAUGUUCGGACUUUUUCAAUGCUGGUGGAAGACAACGUGGCAUCCAAUGCGGGAUUUAGAGAUGCAGCAGAGAGCCCUCAAGGGCAAACACAUGGGAGCGGCAGCGAUUCGACCGAGUGGACUACAUACAAUCAAGACUACAACUGGUUCUGGGACGCAGUGUUUGAGCUGGUGAACCCGUUGCGCUUCACCAUAGUUACAACCCCGCAAAUGCUUGCUCUCCUCUUUGCCCGGUCAAUAUACGUCGGCGAUUCGUGGAGCUUUGGCCCUCAGUUGCACGUACUAUCCUUGUCUCGAGAGAGCCGUCGAGCCAAAGCCGGAUCAUCGGGAGAAUACACGGCACUGUCAAGCGGCAGUACAAACCCCACACCAGAACCAGCGUCUGGGCCCUACCCGACCACAUCUCCAAAGACGACCCUCAAGCACAUUCCCUGCACGCUAUUCACCGCGCGCCCUUGGACGAAGCUCCUCCUGAAUGAGGGGCCUUCGGUGCGCGUCUAUAGUUCGUACGAGUUUUUCCUCAAGCGUCCGCCCUCCAUUCUCGGCGCCCUGCUCGGAUGCGAGAGGUACCCCAACGAUCAGCCCCUCAUCCCGCCAUCGGUUUCUGACCUAUCGUACGUCGCGGCCUUCCCUCUCUCGACGCACGUGGGGACGCUGGUGCGGAACCUGCCGGUCCUGGAACGGCUCUUUGUGCAGCUUGUGCCACGCGAGGGCCGGCACGACGUGCUGGGCGACCCCGUGCUGAUGCGGAACGUCGACCCGUCAGACCUCUGGACGGAACGCAACAGCGCUUACCAGCUCUUCAUCGGCGCUAUACUACGCGGGCUGUGGAGCGAGAACUGGAACUCGCUCCGUGUGUUUGAGAGCGGCGACAGCGCGGACCAGGAAGCGUGGGAGCUGGCGUCGCAGUACGUCGAGAUGUCGGGGUCGGAUUGGCGGGUCGCAGGAGAGGGGAUCUUUGUGAAGGGUAGGGAAGAAGAGGACGAGGAUGAGGAUGGUGGCGAAGCAGAUCAGGAGGAAGAGGAGGACGACGACGAGGAUCAAGAUCCUUAUGGUGAUGACGAAGAGGACGAAGUCGGUUCCUUUGCGAACUCACCCUUCAUGUCAGUUUUCUCCUCUUCUUUGCUCCAUUCUACUCACGGAUCUUGA